Messenger RNA from Trichoplusia ni (cabbage looper), 1833 nucleotides. RefSeq names its product zinc finger protein OZF-like. NCBI's taxonomy places the organism in Eukaryota, Metazoa, Arthropoda, Insecta, Lepidoptera, Noctuidae. Gene Ontology annotation, cellular component: nucleus. Gene Ontology annotation, molecular function: zinc ion binding; RNA polymerase II cis-regulatory region sequence-specific DNA binding; DNA-binding transcription factor activity, RNA polymerase II-specific. Gene Ontology annotation, biological process: regulation of transcription by RNA polymerase II. The transcript has 10 exons. The record is from RefSeq and is a predicted model, not a curated record. The coding region runs from base 51 to 1589 and encodes 512 amino acids.
UCAUGAAUUGGUCUCGGAAAUUGUAAUUCGUAAAUAACAAUUUAUUAAAAAUGGCUUCUAUAUUACAUAUUGAUGUGCUUGAAUAUAAUCCUGAAGAAAAUAUUAGUUAUUUGAGUAAAUCUUGUAUCUGUUGUACUUCGCAAAAUGGAGUUUUUAUAGACUUAAAAACAUGUAAACAUACAUCGUUUUUUGAUAAUUACAUGAAAUUUAAGCUCCCUAUAAAUAACGUGAACAUUUGUAAUAUAUGUCACAGCAUGCUGAAGAAGUUCGAAUUGUUUAAGCAGCAGGUUGAGGAAAGUGUUGCUUUACUUCUCGAUCAGACGCCAAUCUUAAAAAUAACCAAACUCCACAACUUUCAAACUUGCCUCGAAAUUGACGGCAAAACGCAACCAGACGAGCAACAGAUAAAAACAGAACAAAUAGACACAGACCUAGAUCUUAGCAUGGAUAUAAAAGUCGAACACGACUCGUCUGACUUCGAAGAAGAAGCGACUUUGAAAAAAAAGUCGGCUGUCGAAGAAAAAUAUGAAGGGAAGAUUAAAGUUGUUAUUUUAAGUACUGAAGAAGUUAUUGAAGAGAGAGAGGCUAUGGCUAAAAAAGAGAAUUAUUUAAAGUUGCCUUUUAAAUGUGAAGAUUGUAUUGUGGGCUUUGAUCAUGAGAACACCUUGAAGAAUCACAUUGAGAAUAGGCAUAAGAAGAAAAAGAACAGUUUCCAAUGUGAUAUAUGCAAAACGGUUUUGGGUUCCAAACAUUCUUUUAACGAUCACAUCAACAGGCAUGGACGAAGACUUGAGUGCGCUAUCUGUGGACGACGCUACAACCACAUCCAGUCCGCUCUACAACACUACAAUGUGAAGCACGCAGAGGGGAGCCCGGCGCGCGUCUAUACUUGUAAACUGUGCGGGUUUACUACUCCCUCAAACCGCACAUAUCGUUAUCACUUGGACAAACAUAAGAGCAAGCAGGAGUGUAAGAUAUGUGGCAGCACGUUUGUCAGUAGCAGCGGGCUGAAGGUGCACAUGCACACGGUCCACAACCAGUCUCCCCGUAUAUACUCAUGCGACCGUUGCAACAAGUCGUACCGCGUGCGCUCGUACUUGGCCGCACACAUGCGCGCCGCUCACUCACACUCGCGCGCGUUCUGCGUCGUGUGCAAGACUCACUACAAGACGCCGCAGGGCCUCGCUCACCAUGUGGCCACGCACUCCGCACACGUCGGGGAGAAUGGUAAGAGGUUCAUCUGCGACGAAUGCGGAGCUAAAUUCGGGAAGAAAUAUGAUUUACAAAUACACAUCAAUUGGGAACAUUUAAAGAUUAUUAAACACCGCUGUAAUAAGUGUUCUAAGGUUUUCAAGAGCAACUCUGCUUUAACUCGCCACGUCAACUUUGUACAUUUUAAGAAGAGGCCUCCGCGCAACAAGAUAUGUGACUACUGCGGCCGGGCGUUUACUACCCAGACCAUGCUGAAGUUUCACAUUCGCACUCACACAGGGGAGCGCCCUCUACAAUGUUCGCACUGUUCGGCUACCUUCGCGCACUCUGCCGCCCUCUAUACGCACAACAAGCUGUUGCAUCCCGCUAAUAAAUAAUACCGUAAAACGGAACGGAUUGAAUUUAAAAUAGUAUUUUUUUGUGGGUAGCAUGAAUAUUUUCAUCAUUCUCCUGCCCCUUAUCCCAAUAAUUAUUUGUGGUCGUCACAACAUGUCUUCUCCUUCCAUAGGAGGAUUCUUUCUAUUGGACGUCAUCUCACGAGAAACACUCUGUGCAGCCAUAUCGUCUCACACAAUCCAUCCAUCGUUUCCUUGGUCGUCCUCUUCCCCUAUAUCCAUCCAC